Messenger RNA from Dermacentor silvarum, 655 nucleotides. RefSeq lists its product as uncharacterized. The transcript has 2 exons. Lineage: Eukaryota; Metazoa; Arthropoda; Arachnida; Ixodida; Ixodidae. The record is from RefSeq and is a predicted model, not a curated record. The coding region runs from base 75 to 542 and encodes 155 amino acids.
GGCAGACGUUUCCCUCCUGGGUUUUUCUUUCCAUCAGUUUGGAGUGCGUUGGCACCGAAGCCCCACGUUUCCGGAUGCGGUUCAUGAGGCUUUCCUUCAGCCGCACCGAGAGUGAGGCUGCCAUCAUCGAAGCAGUCAACGCGGCCGAAAACACCACCUCUCCGGGAUGGUUCAACUCCAAAUGCAAGAGAGCUACCGUAUACGCCGUCUACAUGGUGUGCGUGGUGGUGAUCCUGUGGCAGAGCCGCGGGCUGCACCCGGAUGCGCCGACGGCGAGCGGCUACCUGCUGCUCUCGUUCCGCGUCUUCGUGGUUCUCACGCUGGUUCUGGCCUCGGUCAAGUUGUUCUUCAACCUGCGCGACUUCUAUUCGCAGUUGCACAGCGAGGAAUACAUCCCGCCAAAGGAGACUCCCGACGUCUCCAAGAUGGACGGCGGCCGAGGAGAUGAGCAAGAUGACUUCGUAGACUUCUGCCGCCGCGAGGGUUUCCCUCUGCCUGAGCUGCGCAAGCCGGAAGAGCUGCCCGUCGAUUUGGGGUUCUAGCCACAGGCUCAGCAUCAUUCCUCGCACAAACAGUGUCUGCAACACAGCCUGCGCCAAGUCAGUCUCUCACAGUCGUUUCUCCCGCUAGCGACAACUUCAAGGAGGAGGCGGCG